Dictyostelium discoideum AX4 is the source of this 1230-nucleotide messenger RNA. RefSeq lists its product as hypothetical. Gene Ontology annotation, cellular component: cytoplasm. Gene Ontology annotation, molecular function: zinc ion binding. The record is from RefSeq and is a predicted model, not a curated record. NCBI's taxonomy places the organism in Eukaryota, Evosea, Eumycetozoa, Dictyosteliales, Dictyosteliaceae. The coding region runs from base 1 to 1230 and encodes 409 amino acids. The transcript is spliced from 2 exons.
AUGAAAUAUUCAAUAGAUGAUUUAAUUUUUUCAAAAGAUAUUGAUGAAGAUCUUUAUUGUCAACUAUGUUGUAAUCUUAUGAAUGAAUCAGUUUCGUGCCCAAAUGGUCAUUGUUUAUGUAAAGGCUGUUUUCAUAAACAAAUUGAAACUGUAAAAUCAGAAUGUCCAAUAUGUUGUAUUCCUGUUACAAUUCAAACUUUAUGUAAAAAUAUUUAUCUUCAAAAACAUAUAAAUAAUUUAAAGGUUUAUUGUCCAAAUAGUUUUUUAAAUAAUGAUAAUAAUAAAUUAAUUUUAGAUGAAAAAAAAGGAUGUAAAGAAAUAUUAACAAUUGAACAAUUAAAGAAUGGUAAACAUUUAAAAGAAUGUAAAUUUACAUUUGUUUCAUGUGAAUAUAAUGAAAAAUGUGGUAAAUAUAGAAUGAAUGAGAUAGAGAAUCAUCAAGAUCAAUGUAAUUAUUAUCCAACCAAAUGUUUCUAUUGUAAGAAUGAUUUUGAAAGAAUGAAUCUUAGUAAUCAUUUACUAUUGGAUUGUCCAUUGGUGAUUAUAGGAUGUAGAUAUAAAGAUGGUGGAUGUAAUGAAACUUUUCCACGUCAUGAACUUUCAAAACAUUUAGCAUUAGAGGAUAAUCAUCAGCAAUACAUCUCCAACAUUAUCAAUGGUCAUCAAUCACUUUUGAAAUCAACUUCAAAACAAUUGAAACAACUUCGAUCAAGUUGUGAAGAAUUAGAAACCAAACUAAUUAACAAUGAUUACUCUUUCAAUGGUAGAUGGAUAAUUAAACAAUUCUCUGCUCAUUUCGAUCUAUUCAAAGAGAACCCGUUCACAAAUCUAAUAAUAUCACCACCAAUCUUUUUAACACCAACAAAAGAAUUUUCAUUAUCUCUAUCAGCUGAUACCGUGGUAAACUCGGUCAAUUGUAUUUCUGUAAUUUUAUCAAAACAAUUUCAAUCCUCUUCAACCAUUAAAUUCUCUUUUGAAAUUACAAAUCAAAGUCAAACUAAAUCAAUCAAAAAAGAAGAGAAAAAGAAAUUCUCUCAUCUAAUUGGCUCCUCUCAUUCAAUAGAAUUUCCAACCUCUGAAAUCUAUAAUAUUCAUAAUAAAUUCAUUGUAAAUGAUCAAUUAAUUAUUAAAUUUAAUAUCAAAAUUUUAUCAAUUCAAGAUGAACAACAAGAAAUUGAAGAAAGUGAAGAAAAUUUUAAUAAUACUUUAAUAACUGAAUUGGAAGAAUAA